AUGUCACAACAAGUGUGUCCCACACCAUACCCAUCCAACUUCGCCGGCCGCGAUGAACACGCUGACUCAGAGCACUUUGCUCGAGCCUUGCGUCCGCCGCCGUCUGGACUUCAUGUCCUGCAAAAUGCGUGUCCACCGGUCUCUCCGCACCCGGCAGGACUUGAUGUCUUACUGUUCCGAGGCGUUUUACUCGUCGCAUACGCAGCCGCCGAGGAGCUCGUCAUUGCUCGUGGAACAGAUCUAGAUGCACUACGCAGAUUGAGAUGUCCAAGGGCAAACCUUUCCGCGAAGGUUACAGCUUUGGCUUUUCGAGAGCGCGAUGGCGCGAUUGCAGUUGCUUACGGAAACCUCGUCGUCGUCUUCGAUGGCUGGUCGGACAGAGCCAAGGAAGCUGAUAACGUUUAUACUGAGAACUUCGUCGAGACGGUGUUGGAUCUGGAAGAGCGUGGCGUCAAGGAAUCUGUCGUUUCUCUUUCUUGGAAUGCCGAUGGUGACCGCCUAUGUGUCAUCGCUGACUCCAUCAUAGUGUGGUCGUUGGACACUUCUUACAUGCCCGUCAAGUACUGCGAUGCUUGCACCAUACCGUCCACUGAAAUUCCAUCUCAGCCACUCUCGAUCGGCUCUAUAUCUCCAAACGCCAUGUUUAUUGCCGCGUCCGGCUUGUAUAGUCGUGUAUCCUACGUUUGGGCCUUGCCAAUUGGUCGUCCUAUCUUACCCACAGAAAAGCUACCAUGCGCAGAAAUUGUUCACGGCCGUUCCGGCAUCUCCACGAUGGACUGGAAAAGGAGGGGAGGAGGUAACCCUGCCUUGAUGACGGCAGAUCGCGAUGGAACUCUUCGCCUGUGGGUCAGGGCAUCGAGCAAACGCCACCGUGUCAGCAUACCGGGGAACACAAAGUUGGCAUCAGGCGCAGACUCUUGGAUUGAAGAAAUUGCCCGAAGUCCACAUGUUGAACGAACGCCGCGAGCGGGAGCCACGUUUCUUAGUUGGGGUGGUGGUGGUGGUGUAGCUGACGAUGAAGGCGAUGCUCAAGCGACAACGGCGGCACACCCCCUCCUGGCCGAGGGUACUGCUCCAAAGCCAAGCCGUUGUUACCACUGGAUCAUUCGUGUGGCGGGCGGAAAUGCGUGCGCAUGGCGGGUACGGGGCCUGGAUGAUCGCCCGAGGGCUGAGUUUACACGAAUUGAACCAGGUACAGGCGACCCCUAUCUUGGCACAGAUGACGAGCAGAACGAUGACUUGAAACCCCCAGAGCUUCCACUGCGAGACGUUUCUGUAGCGGCAAUGAAGGCGGUAGCUCCAAUUCCCCUCACCACGGCGUCAACAUACAAGAUUGGCCUUGUCAAGUCAUACGCUAUUUCUAACGGUGAGCGAAGAUUACGGAGUCCAGAACCCCCUGAACCGCCCAACUUGGUCGCAGUGUUUGUUCUUGCAGUGCGAAACGGCCUUCCAUACCUUGCUCGAUACGAUAUUUGCCCUACAUUGAAUAUGCCCGCGGUUUGUCGGGCACGCAUAGGGGUGGGACAUUCUUCAGAUGUGGUCGACCUAGUCACAAGCGAGCAGACUUCGAAUCAUGCUAUUUCAAGUGGUGGAUGGCUAGCAAGUCGUGGACAGAAUGGCGAUGUGGUCUUUUGGCGAACCACUGUCGCUACAGGUGCAUGGGAGCCCCUCACCGCGGUUGCCGCCCUACCGGGACCCCAUACAGCGGUGGCUUUUGCACCCGCCCGAGUGGCAUCACCAAAUCUCUGGGAAGUCGGGGUGUUCACAUGUGAUUCGGCUCUCGGUUCCCUGCGACUUUUUCAGUUUGUAAACUUUGUGAAUAAGAAGGAGAACGCUUCUGCACAUGAUAUUCAGAUUGCCAAGCAGGUCGCCGUUUGCCAUCCACGCGGUAGAGGGCAAAGCGAUACCGUAGGUCAACUCAUCGCAAUGCCCCUUGGUAAGUCAAUUUCUGACCCUGUCAGCAGUGCUCGCUGUGCUCUCAUCGGUGUCCGAGAUGAGGGUCGUCUAUGUGUGUGGCGUGUCGCGCGUCGGCGGAAAGAAGAGAUUGUCAUGGAGCCGAGUGUUCUGAGAUUUAUCGGGGGCCGUAGUGAGUUUGUUACAUGCGCGUCGACGAAUGAACUAGCAAGCCUAAGCCGUCAGAUUUUCGUAACCGGUGGCAAAGAUGGUUCUGCGCAUGUGUACAGCGUGACAGAAUCGGAGAUGGAUGCUGGCGAGAGUGAUGGUGACGAUAGUGAAGAUGAAGAGUCAGACGAGGGUGUCAUUUGGCUGCGGGAAUUGUAUCAUUUGCGUUGCGGCGACGAAGAUGGUUUACCAGUGGAAAAAGUUGAAGUGAUUCGAGGUGGAUCUCGCAUUCUUGUGAUGCAGGCGGACGGAAGAACAAGGGUUUGGGCACGCGGUUCGUCAGACAACACGUCAUGGCAUAUCGAACUAGAUAUAAACGGACAAAAGGCUAAGGGUCACCGACAACCCUCUGUCAGUCCGGACGUACCAUGCGACGCGAUAACAUCGGCUGACUGCGGAGCAUCAAUUGGAUAUGACCACGACGGAAACUUUUCUGUAACCGUUUUAAAGCGAGACGGUGGCUUUGAUCGGUAUCGACGAGUGCUAGGUGCUCCGUGGGAGUGCUUGCAACAAGGAGAGAUUCUACAUGACCGGCUUGCGCUGCAAAAACACGCACUGAGGCAUAUUGGAAAAGGAGUGCUUGUUGCAACGAAUGGGAGAGGGGUUUCUGUUCUGGCUACGACAAAACCUGAUUCUCACCCGCUGAGCUUCAUGUCCGGAGCUGCUGGAUAUUCUCCAUCGAAAGCUGUAUUUUCGCAGUUACUUACAGGCGGGCGAGCAUGGCAAGUCCUGGCUGGAUUGGACGAGUUGCACAACUUCGUUGCGACGGUGACAAAACGGAAAGCAUCGGAGUCUUCUUAUGGUGCUGGUAGGGGCCUAAUACCACCUCCCCCGUCAUUAUCGAUGCUCAUGUCAGACAAAGAAGAUGCACCCCGGGACACCCCAACGAUGCAAGGGCACCAGCUAGAAACCGCAAUGUCUCCAUUUCAGAUGAAAACAGACGCGAAAAGUCUGUUUGCCCGCCUCAUGGCAAAGUCCGAUGCAAAAAUUUCCUCAUCGUUUGGUGGCAGAAAUGAGGACAACGAGAAGUCAAGUGAAAACGAAGCCGUUGACAGUGGUAGGGAUGAACUUGAAAAGUUAGCGACUCGACUGAAGAUUGUCUCACUUGCUGGAAUGACUCGCUCCGAACAGGGGGUUCUAGCCGCAAUCGCGCGAGCGUCUUCCUCUUUGCGCCAAACUUUCAGGUCUCUGGAUUCUUCAGGAGCAAAGUAUGCGCUCAUGGCCGCUAGCCAUCUGGAAGUCUCUGAUACUGUCCUCGUCCCUCUUCCAGUAGUCGCGAGUGCGGUACAUUCGUCGUCUUCGGACGCAUUGAUGGACCAUUUCCUGCCGCCGUUAAAACCGGGCGACGAUUAUGUUGCGGGAAAGCGGAAGAUGUGGGAGAAGGCAAAGAACCUUGGUGCUGGCUGGUGGGUUAGCUCUAGCUCAGGCUGUAAGAAUUUGGCGGAGCGUAUCGCUCGAUCGGAUUUUAACUCUAACAGAAACGCAGAUGAUGCUGCUCUUUGGUACGUUGCCCUUGGACGUCGCACGGCACUUUCUGCUCUAUAUAGAAGUCAGCAGAACACACGAAUGUCACAUUUUCUUCGUCGGAAUUUUGCUCUUAGUGAAAAUCGACUUGCCGCUGGAAAGAAUGCUUACGUGUUGGUAUCGAAGCAUCGCUUAGAGCUUGCUGUUGCAUUUUUCAUAUUAGCCAAUGAUGUGCGCGGUGCUCUCAGUUUAGUUCGAAGUCGGAUCAAAGAUGACCAGCUGGCUUUGUUUUUGUCUCGAAUACUUGGAACUGAUGAACAUGACUAUGUUCAACAAACUUUGGAGCAUAUUGUCGAAUCGAGCAGCGCUAGUGGAGACGAUCACAAGAAGAGCAUAGCUCUGUGGCUCUCCGGGAAACAUGAGGAUGCUCUUAAGACCGCAGGUGAUGCGACAUAUCCCCCGCCAGCCAUGAGGUUAACAGACACUGACCGGAUACUUACAGGAUCACUGCCCAGCGUAGUUCAUUCUUUGUCUCAUGUCCUAGCAAUAGUGAAUCGGCCACCCAUAAUUGGUACUCUCAUCGCCAAGGCGGAAGUGGAAAAAUGUCGUGCAAAGGCAUGUCGUGCGUUGAUAGGCGAUGGCAGCCCCGUGGCAGCCCUUUUUAUCAAUUUCGAAAUGAUGAGAUCAAGUGCAAGUGCAGACAGGCCCCGUUCUUCUGCUGCUGAGGUGGAUACCCUUCAGAAUCCAGCGCUUUUGGCGGCUGUAGAUACUCUGGUGGGGAGAGCAGUAUGCCUAGCAGGUGCCGUACGAUCGGGAGCGACGGAGAAGACAUUGCAUGAGUUGCUUUUGCGUGAUAUUCAGGAUCUCAUCGAAAGUCCAAUAGGUGCGAAGAUAACUAUGCGUGCCGUGGAGCACGCAACCUUUGAGCUCACCAAAGAGGACGAAGUUGAUGCGGGAAUGGCAGCCACAUGUGCUGCACUAGAAGCCCUGCGACAAGGUGACAAAGUCAGCUCUAGUCUGUGUCGUGUUGUCCAAGGGGCUCAGCGAAGCUGUCUACGUGUGGCGGUGUCCCGAGGUCUCUUCCACGUUCAAGGUGCUUUAUCUCUUAUGCAUCACCCUACGUAUUCGAGUCAAAGGCUGUCUGAGUUAUUACGCAAAUAUCGAGCCGCUGUACUUCUGGUUGAAAAGACCGAGUCUUCUCGCAGCGCUCUCUUCAAGCGACUUUUGCUUGAGUUUAAAGGGGCAGUGCUUGCUCUCAGGUUUGCUUUUGCGUUCCUUCGCGGAGAUUGGCCGGGGCUGCUGUAUGCAUUGCGGGGCUGUGAAUUAUCAUGGCAAGUAUCCAACUCAACGGAUGAGCUUCCAGCAGAUCGUGAGUUUGAAGAUAGCUCGUCAAUGACAUCCUGUUGCAGUUCGCUAGCACCUGACCUGAUAUCUGUGGAGGCUUUACGACAUGUCGCAAGUAAUCCUGCAAUCCUUGGAAUUUCGAAAGGUUUAGUGCAUAUACGACGCUUUCGAAAAGUACCCUCCCUAUCAAUGGCGGGGGUAUCCGCAGCAUCAACAACCGCAGUUAUAGAUGAAUCCCUCUCGUCCCCUACUCUCUCUGUCAAUGCCGACGAUCCUUACGCCGUGAUUCGCAUUCAUCCUGCGCUUAGCUCCACCCUCGCGGCAGCGUGCGCGGCAUAUUUGGCUGCACAUCUCGCCGCGCAAGCAGUGGAAUUUGCCCGGUCGAUCGCUGAGGACAGCAAGAAGAAGUCAAGGAAUAGCGACCUCAUAUGGCAGUCCGAAUCAAGUGAUCGAUCUUUUCGCCUUAUUCGUGCCGCAGAGGCAUUAGAGCAAAUUGCGGAAGACGCGAUCGCACAGUGGACACCACUACGGAGAUUCGGGCUAGAGGUAAAUCCGAGCACGAAGGCUCAUCCGGACGAAGCAGCUGGUGCGUUUGUAGACUUGUGGUCGACUCUAGGAUGUCUCCCAGAAUACGCACCAUCUCUGUCUGAAGCAGCGACUGUUGCAGCCGCCGAGAUGGCGGCUGCUGCCUCUCGCGCGGCAAUCGAAGCCGCUGAACAAAAAGAUGGGGGGCGACGGCGUAGACGUCGGCGAGAGAAACGAGGAGAGAGGGUUCAAAGUGUUGCCAAAGAGGGGCUUAAACUGUUUGAUACGACAUCUGCAGAUUCCUUGUUCGGUGCCUACCCCGUUCGUUUCUCCGCUUCUGCGGAAGGCCCGUGGUCUGGACGGGGAAGACAUGCAUCUCUCUAUAGAGAGGACAAAGCGCUGUUUCGGACACUCUGUGUGAGCGCAACUGAUCCGCCGGCAGUAAUUGUGGCAACACCAAAGGGCAUUCAGGAAAUUGUCCCUUCUUCUUAUACGACGAUGCCAGCGGGAUUCAGGAGCCAUUAUUUAUCGAAGCGAGGUCGCCGCCCUGAGGCGGAAGAAGAUGAGAGGCUAAAGGCGCUCGCCAGAGACAGAGAUCUUGAAAACUCAGAGGAAAAUCGAGAGGAAGAAGACUCAUUCUUGAGUAGCUAUGACGGGUUUGGGGAAGGUCCCUACGUUCCUUUAGAGCUACACGCAAAUGAGUUCGGCAAAAGCCGUCGAGCACGGACGGCUGUGAACGGUGCUGCUAGAAAGGCAAUAUGGAGACACCAAGUACACGCAACAACCCUAGCAUCACACCCGAUGCGCCGAAGGUUUGCAUCUGGUGGCACAGAUGGAGUGGUGAGAUUGUGGGAUUUCGCAGAUCCAAUAUCCUUGGCCUCAUUCCGUGAAGACAACUAUGGACGAGUAUCGGAUUUGUGCUUUUCCGCGUAUGGCAAUACGAUGCUUGCUGUUUAUUCUUCCGGUCAUGUUACGAUUUGGGAUGACCCAGAUUUGUACAAUUCGCGGGGAGGUCGUGGAUCAAGGGGCAGUCGAGCGAAGAACAUCCAGGCAUUUGAUAACAGAGCAGCGGGUGCGGGUGACUUUUUAGACGAACGCCAUACUAUAGCUGUGGUGGGUGAUCCUACGGCACCGCCAUCGGUAGGCCACUCGCUCCGUAUCUUCGACACGAGAGAACCUAAUUACGGCUUCCAUGCCACUUGGAGUGCGGCGGUGAAUCAUCAGCUCGAGGCUCGGUGUCUUACUUUGUUAGAGGAUCGCAUGCGGGUAGUCACGGGUGGUCUUGACGGGUCGAUAUCGGUCGUGGAUAUCCGAACGAGGACUUGUGUGGCGGAGCUUCCUGCACACAGCGAUGAAGUAACGUGUCUCGCACUUGAGAUGCCGAGAGGGCGAGCGCUUGUCUCUGGCAGUGUCAAUGGAGAAAUCAAGCUGUGGGACUCAAGAACGCUGUUACAGCUUGACGUUCUCCAGGCUGCCCACAAACCGACUAGACACUACUGGAGUGGCAAUGGUUUAGGAGGAUUCGUAGGAUCAUACGGAACACAUGGUUUAGCCUUAACGGAUCGAAGUUUGAUAUCAUGCGGGGGCGACGGAGUUGUUAAGAUCUGGGGUCCAGGCUGGAGUGACUUCGACCUGAAUGUAUUAUAACGACAAGGCAGCCACGAGGUAAAUAACGGUGUCCUGCGGUAAAGUUCGAAUAGAACAGUGACUACACUUCACAU
Molecule: messenger RNA, 7175 nt
Organism: Chondrus crispus (carragheen)
Lineage: Eukaryota; Rhodophyta; Florideophyceae; Gigartinales; Gigartinaceae
Exons: 2
Coding region: 1-7101 (2366 amino acids)
Biological process (GO): vacuolar acidification
Cellular component (GO): RAVE complex
Molecular function (GO): protein binding
Source: RefSeq, a predicted model, not a curated record